ACCUAAAUUUCAAAAGCACACACUCAUUUGCUCCACUCAACUAAAGUUAACAUUACAACAACUACAAAAAGUAACAAAGACAACACUAGUGUAAAAUAUUCGCCACAAAUAACAAGAAAUUGCCUAAAUUCUUAGCAAUUGGCGCUUUAUUGUCGCCAAUUGUAACCGUGUAGAACAAAAAAUUAAAAUAAAAAAUAAUCGUCUUAGUUUGCCGAAACCCCACCACCACAACAACCACAAAGUGUUUGUUAAAUUUCUUUUAAAACUGUUUGCGUUAAUACCAUCAAAAUAUCUUCAUUCGAAGAAGAUUAUCGGGCUGAUCGGCCCAUGGUGCAACGUGCAUCAUCUUCAGAUGUUCCCUCGGUAUCGGGAGGCCAUCGAGAGUCUCGAUUUGGCCUCGGUUAUUCAUCAUAUCAAAGUGGAUACAAUAAAUUAUUUACACAGGGUUCUGCCGACUCCAAUUAUUCACAACCGUCAUCCGAUCUGUCGCUAGACGAGGAAAAGGAAUCGCUUCGGCGAGAUAAGGAACGUCAGGCCUUAAGCCAGUUGGAUAAAGCGAGAACUAAACCAGUUGCGUUCGCUGUGCGAACAAAUGUUGCUUACGAUGGCACCAUCGAUGAUGAUUCACCAGUGCAGGGUAAUGCCGUGUCCUUCGAUGUUAGGGAAUUUCUACACAUUAAAGAGAAAUACGAUCAUAACUGGUGGAUUGGUAGAUUGGUUAAAGAAGGCUGUGAUGUGGGAUUCAUACCCAGCCCCGUUAAGCUAGAACACAUACGAGUGCAGAAUCAAAACCGACCCUCAAGACUGUAUGGUACAAAAGGCUCAUCCAGUGGGAAUUUAGGCGGCGGCGGUCAAGCAGGUGCGGAGCCAUCACGAGGUAGCACACCCCCUACACCUGGUGACGAAUCAGAUUCCAUGGGACCAGGACGUGGCAAAGCAACACUCGCCACACCGCCCAACAAGGAGAAACGCAAACCGUUCUUCAAGAAACAAGAGACCGCAUCCCCAUACGAUGUUGUGCCAUCGAUGCGUCCCGUCGUCUUAGUGGGUCCAAGUUUAAAAGGUUACGAAGUAACCGAUAUGAUGCAAAAGGCUUUAUUCGACUUCCUGAAACAUCGUUUCGAAGGUCGUAUCAUAAUAACACGAGUCAUGGCCGAUAUCUCGCUGGCGAAACGUUCCAUCAUGAAUAAUCCCUCGAAGCGUGCCAUCAUGGAGCGAUCGAGCAGUCGUUCCGAUUGCCUCAGCAAAGUGCAGGAGGAGAUCGAGCGAAUAUUCGAAUUGGCCAGAACGUUACAAUUAGUAGUACUCGAUUGUGAUACAAUCAAUCAUCCGUCACAACUAGCAAAAACUUCACUAGCACCAACAAUAGUUUAUCUUAAAAUUAGUAGUAGUAAGGUUUUACAGCGUUUAAUCAAAUCACGUGGUAAAUCACAGGCAAAAAAUCUUUCCGUACAAAUGGUAGCCGCUGAAAAAUUGGCUCAAUGUCCACCGGAAAUGUUUGAUGUUAUCCUAGAUGAAAAUCAAUUAGAAGAUGCCUGUGAACACAUUGCUGAAUAUUUAGAGACCUAUUGGAGAGCCACUCAUCCAGAUACUAAUACGGCUGCCUCUAUACCUAGACCAUUACCUCAGGAAGCUUCACCUACCACAGAUCAAGCCCGCAUGGGUCCUACACCACCCGUGGAUGGGGGAGAAGAUCAAAGGGAUUAUAGAAUGAGCUCAAUAGAGCGUGAGGGUAGUCGCGAGAGAGAUAUUUCGCGUGAGCGUGAAACUAGCCGAGAUGCUGACUAUGAGCGUGAGUUUUGGGAUAAUGAAUUCUCGAAGGGUCGUCGUACGCCACGUGAACGUCAACGAGAUUUGGAAUGGGAACGCGAGCGAGCAAGAGAAUGGGAAAGAGAACGAGAAAGAGAUUGGGAUAGAGAAUUCGAUUGGGACCAAGGAGGUGCUUCCUAUCCACAUAAUCGUCGUCCAGCCUCUGGUCGUCAUCACGAACGUGGUGGUGUCGCCUAUGAACGUGAUCGUAUGGAAAGAGAACGUGAACGAGAUCGUUAUGAACGUGAACGUGAGAGAGAACGUUUGCAUGCCCGCGACCGUGAUUUGAUGCAUUACGAUCUGAAUAGUGAGGAAUUGUUAGAUGAACGUAGCUAUGCUGCCGACUAUCCACCACAUCGAGCGGUAGGAGCGGUAGGGGGCGGUGUUGUGGUUGGUGGCCCCCAUGGCCAUUUAUCUCGAGGCAGUCGUUUGGUUAUGGAUGAGGCUGAACUUUUGCAUGAACGUGAAGAUCUGAGGGCAGGCCGUUAUUCGGCUGGGGCAACAGCGCGUGUUAUAGAUCCCAGAGAUUUACCACCUUCGGCGCCGACAACAAGACGCGGUGCUCCGGUGGUUGAUCGCGAUGAAUACAGUCCGCACCGAGGUGGUGGGAGUAGUAGGAGAAUGCUGAAUGCCAUGUAG
This is a messenger RNA of Calliphora vicina (urban bluebottle blowfly), 2448 nucleotides long. It is a transcript of the gene Ca-beta, whose product is annotated as Ca2+-channel-protein-beta-subunit. The record is from RefSeq and is a predicted model, not a curated record. Gene Ontology annotation, molecular function: protein binding; voltage-gated calcium channel activity. Gene Ontology annotation, biological process: calcium ion transmembrane transport. The transcript has 9 exons. Gene Ontology annotation, cellular component: voltage-gated calcium channel complex. Bases 328 to 2448 code for a protein of 706 amino acids. NCBI's taxonomy places the organism in Eukaryota, Metazoa, Arthropoda, Insecta, Diptera, Calliphoridae.